AUGCACAAGACAAGGCAGCUGGUUGUCGACUUCGAGUCAGAGAGCUGGGGCAUCUGUGCUCGCCUUCGAGAGCGAGACGCCUUCGCCGUCCCCAUCCGCGUCAGCCGUGUCAAGGCUGACUCCGAGGCUCAUGCCAAGGGCGUGCAGGAGGGAGACUGCAUCGUCAAGCUCGAGUCGUGCGGGGCUAGCGAUAUGCAGGUCAUCGAUGUGGAGAUGGCGAGAUCAGCCAUCCUUUUCGCGUCGCGGGCUUUCGUAUCUCGCUCGAUCUAUCGUUGCGGUAUACUCUGA
Molecule: messenger RNA, 288 nt
Organism: Guillardia theta CCMP2712
Lineage: Eukaryota; Cryptophyceae; Pyrenomonadales; Geminigeraceae
Exons: 2
Coding region: 1-288 (95 amino acids)
Molecular function (GO): protein binding
Source: RefSeq, a predicted model, not a curated record